CGGGCGAGUGUCUGUGCCGGCCGUGUGCAGUGAUAUAAAGUGCAAAACGGAAUUAAAAGUGGAUUUACAUGCAUAAAUUGUGAUAUGUGUGGAUUUCUGGAUUAUUUCCUGCUGCACCCAUGGAUGGAUUGUUGUUGUUGAGGAGUGCGGGCGGCGUGGGCGUGUUAGAGAGGGUGGCUGGGGCCUUCUAGUGCCGCCCUGGACACUCCACGCCAGCAGCAGGGACCCCUGGCAGUGUCGCUACAGUAAGCGCUCUUUCUCAGUGCCGCAGGGCCGGGCGAGGCCCUCUAGGGCUGCCCACAGUGUCGUGCAAUAAGUGUGGUGGUGGCCAGUGUGGUGGUGGCAGUGUGGUGGUGGCAGUGUGGUGGUGGCAGUGUUGGUGGUGACAGUGUGGUGCGCGAGUGUGGUGGUGCGUGCGUGGAGCAGUGAUGCACCGACAUGAUGUGUGAGCAGUGCCGCCUCGGGGAGGAGGGGGACGUGGGUGACCCCUCCAGUCCCGCUGCCCCCGUGCCGCCCUGCUGCUCCUGCUGCUGCCGGGGACGCCUGCGGGACACAACCACGCCGCCCCCAGUGCUCACUACCAGGAGAGCAGGGGCGAGAGUGGUGGCCAGUGGCAGUGAGCGGUGUGGUGCCACAGUUAGUGCUAGAACAGUGAGGGCCCCGGGCAGGACUCAGCCGUGGGCGGCCAUGCUGGCGCUCGUACUGGCUCUCGUCCUCUGUCCCGCCACCUGCGAAUACGAGCGGAAAUUCGAAGUAUCGGAGGGUGUGGCAAUAGGCACCAAUAUCGGUUUCAUCGGCGACAGUAACCCCGGACAACCGUUGCCGCCGCAACCGCCAUAUUUGAUAGUACCGGUGCCUGGCAGCGCCGUGGACUCGGACCUCAGGAUCGAGGAUGAUACGGGCGAAAUCAAGACCGAGGUCGUGCUGGACCGCGAACUGAGGUCCUCUUACUCUCUGGUAGCCAUCCCACACUCGGGCGAGAAUAUCCGGGUUCUCAUCAAGGUCAAGGACGAGAACGACAACGCCCCCACCUUCCCCUCCGCCGUCAUGAACAUCGAAUUCCCAGAGAACACUCCGCGCGACGUGAAGCGCACGCUGGCGCCAGCUCGCGACAGAGACCUUGGCAUCUUCAACACUCAACGAUAUCGAAUUGUGUCCGGCAAUGUAAACAACGCCUUCCGCCUCUCUUCCCACCGCGAGAGAGACAGCGUCCUCUACCUCGAUCUGCAGAUCAAUGGAUUCCUAGACCGGGAGACCACAGCCUUUUACUCGCUGCUGAUAGAGGCGUGGGACGGUGGCUCCCCGCCCCUCAAGGGAUCCAUGACCGUCAAUAUCACCAUUCAGGAUGUCAAUGACAAUCAACCCAUCUUCAACCAAAGUCGUUACUUCGCCACUGUACCAGAGAACGCGACCAUCGGCACAUCGGUUCUGCAGGUCUUAGCUACCGAUACUGACUCUGGUGACAACGGCAAGAUCACCUACUCCAUCAAUCGUCGCCAAAGUGACCGUGAGAGCAUGUUCCAAAUUGACCCAAAAUCAGGCGUCAUCUCAGUUAAUCGGCCUCUGGAUUUUGAAACGAAGGAAGUACACGAGUUGGUGGUGGUGGCCCGUGACAACGGUGACCAGCCCCUGGAGACCACCGCCUUCAUCUCCAUCCGUGUCAUCGAUGUCAACGACAACCAGCCAACCAUCAACCUGAUCUUUCUUUCCGACGACGCAACGCCAAAGAUAUCUGAAGAUGCACAACCAGGAGAAUUCGUGGCGAGGAUCUCCGUCAACGAUCCAGACUCGAAAGAAGAAUAUGCGAACGUGAAUGUUACUUUGGAGGGCGGGGAGGGCCACUUCGACCUCACCACGCAUGACAGUAUCAUAUACCUGAUGGUGGUGUCGCGGCCACUGGACCGCGAGAUAAAGCCCAACUACACGUUAGUGGUGUUUGCUACAGAUAUGGGCAACCCGCCACUCCACGCUUCGCGUAAAUUUGACCUACAAGUUACGGAUAUGAACGAUAACGCUCCGGAAUUCGACCAGACUGUGUACUACGCUAACGUGUUGGAGGUGGCCGACCCGGGCACCUCCGUGUUCCAACUAUCGGCGUUAGAUCGAGACGAAGGUAACAAUUCCGUGAUUACGUACUCGAUUCGAGAUACACCUGAGACUCACUCGGACUGGUUCCAGAUUGAUUCUCGGACGGGGCUGAUUACGACGAGGACUCACGUGGAUUGUGAGACGGAGCCGGUGCCGCAGAUUACUGUCAUAGCGACAGACUCUGGGUCACCGGCACUGUCGUCCUCCGCCACCGUCAAGGUCACCAUCCGCGACGUCAACGAUAACGAGCCCAUCUUCGACCAGAGCUUCUACAACGUCUCCGUACAGGAGUCGGAGGCCGUGGCCAACUGCAUAUUAAAGCUUGCCGGCCUGGGAGGCUUCACUUCUGACAGCCUGAGUGUCAAGGGCGCCUAUAGCCGGGGCAAGUACCAGAGGAGAGUUGUCGAGGAUCCUGAAAAAUCAAGAAGCAGAGAAGCGGCUGUAGUUCCGUGGACGACACCAGAAGCCGGUGUUGUCCUCCAGGCCCGUCUUCAGCUAAGAUGCGACACUACACCAGUGAACGACACUAUACCAGCAGACGACACUACAUCAGCAGACGACACUAUACCCAGCAGACGACAGACCGACAGUACACCAGCAGAUGACACUACAGCAGACACUACACCAGCGAACGACACUAUACCAGUAGACAACACUAUACCAGCAGACGACAUUACACCAGCAGAUACACUAUACCAGCGCGACACUAUACCAGCAGGCGACACUAUACCAGCAGACGACACUACCAGCAGACAACACUAUACCAGCAGACGACAUAUACCAGCAGGUGACACUAUACCAGCAGACGACACUAUACCACACAGACACGACAGACGACACUAUACCAGCAGACGACACUAUACCAGCAGACGACAGUACACCAGCGAACGACACUACCAGCAACGACACUACCAGCAGACGACACUACCAGCAGACGACACUAUACCAGCAGACGACACUACACCAGUAGAGGACACUACACCAGUAGACGACAGCAUACCAUCAAACGAGACACAACCAGGAGAUGACACUAUACCAGCAGACGGCAACUACCAGCAGAACGACACUAUACUGCAGACGACACUAUACCAGCAGACGACAGUACACCAGCAGAUGACACUGUACCCGCAGACGACACUAGACGACACUACGCAGUAG
Molecule: messenger RNA, 3246 nt
Organism: Homarus americanus (American lobster)
Lineage: Eukaryota; Metazoa; Arthropoda; Malacostraca; Decapoda; Nephropidae
Product: protein dachsous-like
Exons: 4
Coding region: 439-3246 (935 amino acids)
Biological process (GO): homophilic cell-cell adhesion
Cellular component (GO): plasma membrane
Molecular function (GO): calcium ion binding
Source: RefSeq, a predicted model, not a curated record